AUGGGUCUCUUCAAACGCAAGGACUCCAAAAACUCGAUCCAGAGUGAGAAGGACGAACAGGAAUCAUUUGUGUCCGCAAAUAGUGCUCGCACCUCCAAUGCCUCGUUGCGGUCUCCCGGCUACAAGGGCAGCGGGUUACCCGCUUCCAUCCCCGAGCUGUCGAUUGCCAAACCACCCGAUCCAGCCUUAGACCCUGCUGCAUAUCUGCGAAGUAUCCAUGCUGUACGCGAACGGUCCCGUCUGGUCCUGCAAAGGGCCAAGAGAAAUCAACUGAACCACUUCGACGUCGACAUGAGUAAAUUCACGGCCACCGCAUCCUAUAUUGUCUCGAUGAUCAAGAGAGACUACGCUCCCGACUACGAAUCAAUCCCCCCUCAUGGCCGCUGGCAGCAUUUUGACGUGGGUGGCAGGCCCCGUGUCAACCAACUGUUGCAGUCCUGGCCCAGUACAAUCGAUGCGCAGGAAAGAACCCGGCGGUUGAUCGAUCUCUUUGUAGUCUCCGUCCUUCUCGACGCUGGCGCGGGCACUACCUGGUCCUACAAAUCGAAGGAGUCGGGCAAGAUCUAUUCGCGAAGUGAAGGACUGGCUGUGGCUACUCUAGAAAUGUUCAAGACCGGUUUGUUCAGUAGUGAUCCCACAGAGCCAUGCCAGGUGGAUGGUGCGGGGCUGAAGAAGGUCACGGUGGAGGCGUUGGCCAAGGGAAUGCAGCAUUCCGAAAAUAAUCAACUGGCUGGCCUGGAAGGCCGUGCCGGACUACUCGCUCGUCUUUCGGAAGCCUUGAACAACCAGGACUUCUUUGGUGUGGAUGCUAGGCCGGGGAAUCUACUUGGUAAGGACUUAUCCUGGUGGUCUGGCUAUCGUCGGUGUCCGUGCCUUGUUAAUAACCCCCUUUCUGUAGACUACCUUCUCUCUCACCCAUCAACGCUCGCCUCGUCGGUGCCAAUUGUCCCGAUAACCACGUUAUGGACUGUUCUCAUGGAUGGUCUGACCCCGAUCUGGCCCCCUUCCCGGACGCAAAUCGAUGGCUUGUCAAUCGGGGACGCUUGGCCUUGCUCUAGCCUACCACAGUCGCCUCCCGCGCAGCCAUGGGAGAGCAUUGUGCCAUUCCACAAGCUCACCCAAUGGUUGUGCUAUUCAAUCAUGGUCCCGAUGUCGAAGUUGAUGAAAAUUCACUUUGCUGGCAGUGAUCUGCUCACGGGUCUCCCUGAAUACCGGAACGGUGGCCUACUGAUUGACAUGGGGUUGCUGACCCUCCGAGAGAGUGAUUUCCAGCGGGGAAUCGCUGCAUACAAGCAGAAUGCGCAGAUCAAGGGGCAACCGAAUGUGGAGGUGGUGCCUCUUUUUUCGACCGAUGACGAUGUGGUGGUGGAAUGGCGAGCGGUCACCGUGGGGUUCCUGGAUAACCUACUCAUAGAAGUGAAUUCGCAGCUGGGACUGAUUGGAGAGAAUCAAUUGACCCUGGCGCAGAUGCUAGAGGCAGGCUCAUGGAAGGGUGGCCGCGAGAUCGCCGAGGUAUCCAGGCCCAAUACGAAGGAACCCCCAAUCAUGAUCCUCUCCGACGGCACCAGACUCUUGGCUGAUGAAUCCAACCCCUCUGUUCCGUCCUUUCUCUGCUCAGCCCGCCCAGUAACUCUUGCGGGGUACCAACGACCGUCAUUCUGCUCCGCGAACACACCUCCGGGCUGGACAGCCAUGGAUGUGCGGAAGAAAAAGAGAAAGGUGCUACUCAUGGGGAAGAGUGGCUCAGGAAAAUCCUCUAUGCGGUCCAUUAUCUUCAGCAAUUACGUUGCCAAAGAUGUCCGUCGGCUGGGGGCGACGAUAGAUGUGGAGCACAGCCAUGUCAAGUUCAUGGGGAACCUCACCUUGAAUUUGUGGGAUUGUGGAGGACAAGAUGCUUUCAUGGAGACCUACCUCGCCUCGCAACGCAGCAAUAUCUUCUCGGACGUAGCGGUUCUCAUCUACGUCUUCGACAUUGAGUCGCGUGAGGUCGAGCGUGACCUCGACACGUAUAACGCCAUCAUCGCUGCUCUGAAAGAAUUUAGCCCGAAUGCAUACGUGUUCUGCCUCGUGCACAAACUCGACCUGAUCCAGGCCGAGCACCGUCAACGCAUCUAUGAAGAACGAUCCGCCCUCAUCCGCAGCCGCUCCGAGCAUUUCUCCAUUGACACCUUCGGCAGCAGCAUCUGGGAUCAAUCGUUGUACAAGGCCUGGGCCGGCAUUGUGCACCGUCUCAUCCCCAACCUCACCGUCAUCGAACGCUUCCUGCAUGCUUUUGCAAAACGCAUCAACGCUGAAGAGGUCAUCCUCUUCGAGCGCUCCACCUUCCUCACCGUCACCUCCGUGGCCUCCGAAAUUGGUGACCUGAACCCCAUCUAUGACCGCCACGAACGUCUCUCCAACAUCAUGAAGGCGUUCAAGCACUGCGCCGCCCGCAAUACCCAUACUACUCCGGCGUCAGCUGGCUUCGUCGUCAUGCACACCAAAACCCCCCAGUUCAACGUCUUUCUCGGUCGCUUCACCGACAACACGUAUAUCUUCAUGGUUGUCCCACCAGGUGAGGCCGCGUACAACUGCGCCGUUAUGAAUACCAUGCUGGCGCGCGAGGGGUUCUCUAAAGCCGCUGCCACAGGCCAGGGAGAUGGAUUUCCCCUCCCUGCGCCGGAUUCACCGGAUGGUGAAACAGCCUUUAACUCCCAUGGGUAA
Molecule: messenger RNA, 2703 nt
Organism: Aspergillus tanneri
Lineage: Eukaryota; Fungi; Ascomycota; Eurotiomycetes; Eurotiales; Aspergillaceae
Exons: 5
Coding region: 1-2703 (900 amino acids)
Molecular function (GO): GTP binding
Source: RefSeq, a predicted model, not a curated record